Molecule: messenger RNA, 10892 nt
Organism: Anas platyrhynchos (mallard)
Lineage: Eukaryota; Metazoa; Chordata; Aves; Anseriformes; Anatidae
Source: RefSeq, a predicted model, not a curated record
CCAUAUGAUAUUGCUGCUGGUGAAGAGUACUCAAAACUGAUGGCUCCAAAGUCAACUUUAAAACUUCAAAAGCCAAGUGUUCUCACGUGCCAGUCUGCUUGCUUCUCCAAGGAAAUUUGCAGGGAGCGGCACCAUACAUCAAAGAGCAGACAGACAUAAGAAAAGACCAUUCCCACAAAGAGUGAUAUACAGAAAGAAGGUAUAAGAUUUCAAGCAUCUAAAUAGUGAGGAACUGAGUACUCAAAUAAAGCUGGAGGAAGGGAAGUCUGUAUACAAAUAAGGAGAUAAAAAAUGAAACGACAUGAAGAAAACCUCCUAAUAAUUUUGAGGUAAGAACCACCUGCCCUUAUGAGCAUUAUUUAUCACUAGAUGCAGGAAUGUGCAAUAGUCCUGUAAGCUUGGAUAAUGCGUAAACAUGCUGUUGUGCUACAGCUUAGUAACAUUUCUAGUGUGUGAUAAACUAUAGGUCAACAAGAUGCUUCACGUGAUACUGUUUGUUGUUCUGAGCUAGUGAGAACUGGGAGUAGGGAAAUUGCUAAGAACUCUAUCUACUACAUGCUUCCACUUCUGCAGGAAAGAAACCUUCAAGAAUUUCAACAGGGAAAAAUAAACCAGAUGUUUUAACAGGUUACAAGGUGACAACGUGAAUCUUGGAUGUCACGUGUUGACAGCAAAUGGAUACCACAUUCAGGUUCCUAGCCACAAUAGCAAAGCUCCUGAACAGAAAAGACAGUGAUGCAGCCUGGCAGGCUACAACAUCUGUAUCUGACUCGAUCUCAUCGGAGAAUAUCAGCCCCAGAAAUAGGACCUUAGGAACAAGAUCACUCCCACCACUGCUACAGAUUUGUCCUCAAGAUAAAAUCCAUCAGGUGUCUUUUCCAAUUCUUCUCUACUACGUUCUGUCACGCUGCCUGUCAGGAAAGCCAACAGAGUGAUAGGUAAAGGUGCUGAGCUUUGGCCAUACCAAUGACUCUCCUUCAGCCAUUCAGUGCCCUGGUACUUUGGAUUUCACUGAUGUUGGUAAUGAGUUCAGUUAACACAGAUAAACCUGAAGAGAAUAGGUAUUCCUGCCCGGUAAUUCAGUGCAGUGCUCCUGCGGUCAAUGGCUUACCAGGCAGAGAUGGAAGAGAUGGUCCCAAAGGUGAAAAGGGAGACCCAGGAGAAGGAUUGAGAGGUCUGCAGGGUUUUCCUGGGAAAGCAGGACCUCCUGGAAUGAAAGGAGUUGUAGGACCACGAGGAGAGAAAGGACAAAAAGGAGAACAAGGAAUUGUAGCAAGUGAUGGCCUGCAGAGACAAGUGACUGCUUUGGAAACAAAACUCAAGGUUCUGGAAGAUGAAUUAAAUAGAUACAAAAAUGCUUUAAUUUUAAAGAACAUCAGAAGCAUUGGUAAAAAAAUGUUUGUCUCAACCGGCAAUCAAGACACUUUUGAAAAUGGAAAAUCCCUUUGUGCGAGAGCUGGAAGUACACUUGCUUCUCCUCGGAAUGAUGCUGAGAAUACAGCUUUAAAAGACUUAGUGAGACCUGCAAGGCAAGCUCAUAUAGGGAUAUCUGAUGCACAGACUGAGGGCAGGUUUGUGUACCUGAGUGGAGGGGCUGUAACUUACUCAAAUUGGAAUACUGGAGAACCAAAUAAUCAAAAAAAUGAAGACUGUGUGGUAAUAUACGAAUCUGGAAAAUGGAAUGAUGUGGACUGUUCAAAGACACAGGCUUUAAUUAUCUGUGAAUUCUCGAGCUGACAGAUCUGAGAAAAUCAACGUUUUUGUUCUCAGUUGACAUAGAAGUUUGUUGAUACAGAAGUUUGUUACCAUUUAUGGCCUGGAAAAAUCAGAACCAGCAUGUAUGUAUAAUUGUUUUACUUUUGACAUUCAGUUUUGCAUCUCCUAAUGAAGUAGACCUGUUUGUUCAAUCACUAUGAAUUAAUUUGUGCUUACCACAUGGGCUGCUGGGGAUCUAACGUUCGUAUAGGCUUCUGGAGGGCUGAACUCCACGUCAGCUCUGAUAUGGUCCCCUGGACAGGGUGCCUACCAACAUUUGAAAUGUGUUUUGCAGUUUGUGGCCUACCACAGUCUGACCUGGUAGCUUAAUCUGUACCUCAUGAGUUGUUGAACCUAAAAUGUGAGCCAAAAUAAAUUUUACACAUGAAAACCAUGGAACUCUUUUUUAUAAGCAUGGAAAUUUAGGUAAGGUAGAGCAUUUAAAACUAGUUUAAGGAAUAUAAUGGGCAAUUUGUAAAGCAGUGAUUAUUAUUAAGUAAAUGAUUAAGCUCAAAAAGAGUAUUUCUGCUCCAUUGCAAACAUAUAUUCCAAGCAAACUGCAUCAAUCAAGCAGGCAUUUGUACAUGUAUGUGGACUUGUGGUUCAAAGACCAUGUCAUGAUCUGGGCCAUAUUAUCAUCACACAUGGGAAUGUGAUUUCCUCAGAGUCUGAGAAGAAAAGUGCACGUCUAUGUUUUUCUCAGUGUUUCUGUUUGGAGUCUACGCAGCUGACAGCAGCCCAGUGUUGGAAACAAUAAUUGGUGAGUUCUCAUGUUGAUAAAAUAAAAAUGUCUGUGUACAGCUAAUGAGGCAGAUGAUUUGGAACUCUGCCUUCACGGAAGACCCAUCUUAUUCCUCUCUGUCUUGGUUCCACAAGUCUGUUUAAAAUUCCUAUCUUUAUAACUUUUCCACCUUUUCCACCUUGUGCUUCUAUGAGAAGUACUGUGACCUACUAGGUGACCAACAACCUUCACCUGAAGUGUGUCUAGAAGGCCCCUGGCUGUGCUCCCUGCACACAGGAGACAAGUCCUCCUUACAUGUGUGUGUGUUUUUUUGCAGUUGCGUUGAGGUAAAUUGAAAUGCUGCCAUAGACAGCACCUAGAUUACUCGGUCAGCCUUCACAACUGAAAUGGAAAGGUUUACUGUAGAGACUGUCGUUAUGGUAAUAUAUUUAACUGUUAUUGUGUUUGCCAGCAAUAAGGGGUAGAGCUUUUUUAUUUAGUCAGAGACUAAGCUCUCACCUUGCUCUACACAGAGGCUCUGUAUGGAGCAUGAAGAACCUGAGGCUCUAAUAUAGUCUCCAGGAGUUGUCAAGAGUAAAAUAUGGUCCUAACUGAGCUUAGUUUAAGACAGCGCCAAAGUUAAAACAGUCCAACACUAUGUCCCAAGAGAGACCUUUCAGGCAGUAUCCAUCUACUUCAUCCGCUCAGCUCACGUGUUUUACAUCUCUUGUUUUCAUUGCCUAAUACAGUGUCAACCUUUGUAAGUAAUGACAGUUCUUAUAUCUGUACCAGGAUAUGUAAGUGCAAAAGAAAAACAAUUACUGCACUUGUUGAAGGUUAUGUAUUUUCUAUAGUGUGAUAUAUCUGCUGAUCUGUAUAUUUUCCGUGUCAUUACUGGCAAUGUAUCCCUAGAGUUUCUCAAGUGAACUGCAUUCCUUUCCGUCAUUAAUUGGCAUCCUGCAGCUAUGAAAACAGGAACUUUUAAAAAUGUGCCUGGAGAUUUUAAUCAAUAUUUAUUACAUGAAAAUGCAGGAUAAGGUGCAGUAUUUCAAAGACAGAUGUGGGUUAAUUUAGGACAGAAAAGAGACAUUCUAGAGAGGUAAAUAUAGUCCUGUUGCGCUGCUAGGUGUAAGGAUCAGUGGUAAUUCAGUGUCAGGUGCAUGUACUUGUAAAGAAUAAGGAAGUGUGCUUUAAGAUUAUCUGCACAAGCACUGUGCUAUGUUUGGUGACCAUUUCAUUCAUAGCUGAACUAAGAGCAAUGCCUCCAGUAGGCCAGCCAAUGAAUUACAAUGUUUUAUCUGUUAAUUUUAAAAGGUUUUAAUGUAGUAUUUUGCAGAUGUGAAUGGCUCUGUUCUCCCACCUUCAGACACCUAAACCAUCAAGUUGUCCUCCAUGAAGAUCAGCUAUGCAGCACCUAAUAACAGAUGCCCAAAGACAGCACUACAUGUUAUUCAGAUGGGAUCUCUACAGACUGAAAAAACUGGUUUCAGGUAAGUGCAAAAAUAGUUGUAUGCUAAAAAUACAGAAGAAGUUCAUGGAAGUGGAGAGGAUGAAUAUUCGUGUUGUAGGUAAGCUCAGUUUCAUACGGUCCAAAGUUAUUAGAUAACUAUCCUUAUUACCAGGUUUUGCAUGCGAGAGGUGUAUGUAGCCUUCAGAAAGGAGAAUGUGUAUAAAGCCUGAGCUGAGGUUUUUGAAUUGGUUGCUUCAGGUAAAUAUCUAGUCAGACCAAUUUUGAGUUAUUGAGUUCUUUGGCCUAAGUUAUACUAUUUGAAGCUGUUAAACUCAGUGAGGUACUCUCAGAGGUUCCCUCAGUUCCAACCUUUGUCACCAGGCAUGUCAGGAACACUAUUCUUUCUGUAGGAACACUGUUCUUUAGUAGAUGCUGAACAGCAAAAAGUGAGUUUGAAAUUGUUUUUCUAGAGGCCUAAAUCAGCAUCCCUGAUGACCACUUAAUUUUGCAUUAAUUAGAAACCAAUCUGUAUUUGCUGUUAUGCCCCUGAUUAGAACCAUCUCAUUUGGUGCUAAUAUGACCUAUUUGGUGCUAAUAUGACCUAUUUGGUGCUAAUAUGACUCUAAUAUGCAGAGCUUCUAAGUAAUUCAAGAUGAGAGCAGCAUUUGUUAAUCAGCUGCAGGGCUUAUUUUUUUGAAACAUAGCACAAUUUUAGGCUAAGUUUAGGCUUAGGAAAAGCUAUCCUGUCACCUGUGAAAAAACAUGAUUUCUGAAAAGCUCUUUUCCUUCUUUUCAGUUUUCAAGUGGCAAUUUUCAAUGGGAACUACAAGACGGAAACAGGAAACAAGUUCAAUCAGUAGCAACUUGUACUUACUGCUGUCCUUUUUAAUCAAAAACUAUAAAUGUGGGGGAGGAGUGGAUAAUUUAUGCUCAGAGCAGAGGAGAAACAUGUCUUUUUAUCUGGCUUGUUUCCUGCUAUGGAAGAAGGCAUCGCCUUCUUGUGUGAAAUGUGCAGAGAAGAGUUACAUAGGGAAGCCUGUGUCUUUAGGACUAUCAGUAUGGCUCUUUAGCCCAGGGCCUGCCAAGGAAAGAAAAAUAAAUCUUGGAUUGUAGUUUGGCCAAUAAUAUCCAGGAAAAGAAGUAAUGUAGGAGAGUCUGGAAACCUAAAUGCAGUUUCAAAUCUCUUUUAAACUCUCUGCCAAACCUCUCAGCAGUUGCAGCAGCACCAGAUCUUUUGUAUUCACUCUAGGGAAUGAUCUUAUCCUCAGGCACCUGCAGUUAACAUCUCUUUUUUAUGGUCUGUGACCAUAGUGAUGUUUCAGGCAUUGGUAGCCUGAGCUGUUUAGAUCAGUGCUGCAGGGCAGACCAGUGUGAAACCUGUUUCCUGGCCCUCUGUUUUGUUUUGUUUUGUUUCUGGUUUGUUUAUGUCUAAAGGUAGCAGCACAGUCUGUUCCUCAAAGCUGAGUUUGUGCGUUCAUCCUGCACAAGGCAGCUUUGCAGCGGGAGGAAAACUCCACAGUGUGUGACAGGCUGGCAUCCUCCUCCAGCCCUGGAGAGUGUGAGUACAGACACUUCAGGCAGCUGGAAUUUACCCUGGACUGUUUACGAAACGUGACUGUAGUCAACCCACAUUUAGGUGUCCAAUUUCUGAGAGCUAGUACUUGAAAAACCUUCAGAGAUGUUGCCAUCAAGGAAAUGUGAAGGGUAAAGAGGGAGUAAACCAGGGGCCUGGUGUUGCCUUGCAGCUUUACCCAGCAGGCUUUUGGUGCUUUCUUGGGGUCAGAGCUCUGCACCUUUCCCCCCCACCUCCCAUAUGCACUGGUUGGACUACUGCUCUUGGCCACCCCAACCUGGUGCUUGAGACAAACACCAGAAAAGUCUCUGCGUGCUUCCACCCACCCCAUAAAUUAUUCCCAGCCAUGCUUUUGAUGUAAACAAGGGAGGUGCAACCACUACAAACAAACAGAGGUGGCCACAGCACUUUAAAUUUACUUGGAAAUUUUGAAACCUCUGGAGCAUAAUACUAAUGAGUACUUCCUGAUCUCGUACCUUGCACUUUAUGGAUCCGAUGGCACCUGUGCAAGGGUAUCCCACUCAGAAGCAGUUUGCGCAAUGCUGCCUUGCUUACAGAGCAAAACGUUUUAACACCUCUAUGACCCUCAUGCAGUCUCUACCCUUGAUAAACUGCUGUAAGUAUCAACAAAAGCAAGGAAAAGAUAGGAAAAGAGAAAUGGAGGAGGAAAAAGGGAUGUUUUUUUAAACCUCUUUACCAUCUUACCUAUUGUUACCAGCUACGAUGAAAACAAGGGGUAUUGAUACUACUUUCUAAUCCUGCUAACCAAAUCAUGGAUUUGUGCAUCAAAAAGUAGUAAAGCAAGUAUUAUCCUGAAGGCCCAGAUGGCCCUCUGUGCUGCUAUUCUAGUACUGCCUCUAGUACCAGUUAUGUAGUGUAGAGUUGCAAUUGGCAGCAUCUGGAGAAUCGUACCUUUCCCUUUCAACAGUAAAGACCAUUAGUAGCUUGCAUACCUAACAGUGAGGAGGGGAAGCUAACAAAGCCCAAAAGCCUUUCAAUUGAAAAGUUCUGCUAAUGAGGUGAAAAUGUUUAUUGCCUUUUAAUCUCAUGUUUUAAAGUCUGUUAAUAAGGUGGAAUCUGUAUUCCUAGCAAGUAAGGUUUAAGUGUCAGGAAUAGUGUGGCAAGGAAAGCUGCCAGCUCUUUGCACAGCAGUAGUUGUAAAAGCUAUUUAAGAAAUGUUUCUGAUGUGUCUGUAGUGCUUUAUAGUGUAUCACGUGUUAGUUCACUGAAUGCUGUAAACUACCCACUGUCUCAAGUUACUAGGAGCUCUCCGCUGGUUUUGUAUGCUGCAGCCCUGAAGUUAAUCUUUGUCUAAUGCUCUCAGAAUAAAUCUGAUUUUAGCAUUUAUUCUAGCAAAUUGUGUGAGUUGUUGGAAAGUGCAAUAGUGUGAAUGAUUUAUCUCUGUUACAGUGGCACAGUAUGUUAUUUUGGAAAGGUGAAAAAACAUAAAAAGUUAGAAAGAAAUGGAGUGUACCGCUUGCAUGCUAACACUGGUACUGCAAGCCAGGAGUACGAUUGUUCUCUGCAGGUUUCAAAUACUAAUUUUUAGAAGUUAGUACCUGAAAACCCACUUCAGCUUGAGAUGAUUGCCCAAGGUAGCAGUGGAAAUGGACUGGCCUUUUCAAAGGGGCACUUGGUAGGCCGGGCUCUGUAUAGGACUGAGUCACAGGAGGCUAAGCCCAUGUGGAGUGCCAGGAAGCCCUCAUGCUCGGGGGCUGCACCCUCUCUUCAGUCCCAAGGUAUUUCUUCCUUUGUGCUAAGUGGACACAGCUGCAAUUGCACAGUCUAGCCCAGAGGACAUGUGAACACACUCUGAAAAGGCAGUUACAGAAACCCUAUGCUAGGCCUAUUUUUCUAGCUUGAUCCCCUGAGACAGUCUGGUAAGACAGACAAGCAACGUGUCAUUACUAACAAGUAAGCAUAUUUGAAGCACUCUUUUGUAGGUACCCACUCAUGACUCAUGACAAACAACUAUUUUCCUGUCUGUCAGCUGCUGAUGUACCAGAUGUCUCUGUUGGAGCGCAUUCCCUCACAAACCAGAGGUUACAAGAUAUAGCUUGCUUUUAGAGAGGCAAUACUGCAACCUGCCCUCCUCUCAUGAGCAAACGGAAAAACAUUCAGAAAACAAGCAAGUUUUUGGUUCCUGAUAGAUGUGAGAAACCACUGAGGGCCGCAGGAGAUGGGAGAGAUACAGGAAAAGGCAAAAGAAUUGAAAAAAUUAUUAACAGGACAACAGCUGCUUCCGUGAUUUUGCAUAUGUAUCUGACAAUAUUGGUCUAGACUAAAGGUAAACCUCACUGUAAUUGUAGCAUGUGUGAGAAGGCUCGACUGAAUUCAGCAUGUGUUAGAAAGCUCACAUCUCUGCUGAAGUGAACAGGAAUAAAUCAGCCAAUGAACAAAGGUACCCAUAGCUGUACUGCUGUUUAUAUUUCCUGAAUAGCAUGGAUAGGCCAGCAAUCGGUAACAUCCUUUAUAGUCACUGCUGCAGAGAUAAUAUUUGAGCAACAUAAUGGUUAUGUGGCUGCAUGGUGUGGCACAUAGGGAGCUGAGAGAAAAUGAGUAGAACGUGCUCAUUGUGUUUUGCCUUUCAGAUGGAAAAGGUAUGGAGAUAUAUGCAGUCUAUUGUACAGGUAUGCAUAUAUUUGUCAUGCUUAGCAGAAUGGAUCUGAAAUCUCUAGGCCGGGCUGUAGGUCAGGUUGGCCAGUAAGAAUAGGACAACUGCUCCUUAGCCAGGUGGUGAGCUGCCUAAACACAUGGGGGCUGGACUUCUCCAUGCCAAACUCAUGGAAUGAUUCCUCAAAGCAGUGAAUGCCAAAACAAAUGUAAGAAAAUCAACAGGUAGCUCAGGUGGUUAGUAAUAAUUUCAUUAAGGUUUCUCUUGUUUGACUAAGAAAAACAGUAAUUAAUCUUCAAAAUCUCAUGUAAAGCUGCUAUAAAGACUGUAAGAAGUGACCCUCAUGGAAUAACAAAAUUAUAUUUUAUUAGUUAAUUAGUUGGCACUCAUGGUUAUUACGGUUCUCAGGGUUAUUAAACAUUCUCUCUGAUUUGUCCUGCAAGCUAAGUCUGCUGUAUUUUAAGACCCUGCUGAACAGUUUCAGUUUAAAUUGUACUGGCCAAUCUCCCUGUACUGAUCAGAUCUCCCAUUUUUCUCCAGAGAGAAUCUGAGGUUUUAGGACUCUGUUCAUUCCCUUUUGUUUUCUUUCUAUGUACACUGGUUCCUUGGUUUUUGUCUACCUAGAUGAACUCCAGGGGGUUUUAACUAGCUAGCUGAAAAAGAAAAUAUACGGCAGAGCCGAAAGAAAACAGAUGGGUAUGUAUUUCUUAAUGCAGUUUGUGCUAAAGGUUGCAAUGGCUUGUGCCUCAGCAUAAGGAGAACGCUAACGGUAGUGUCUGUUAUCCUGACCAGCGACUGAGUAGCCCACCUUGUUUCCCUCUCAAUAUCUGAGUAGAGGAAAGAAUUUCCUCGUACUGGUUUUGCAAAGCGUCAUCCUCUGAGUUUUGCCUUUCAUCUCAACCUAUAUGCCUAAGGAAGUUUCUAAAGGGCAGUUAAGUACCCAAUUGCCUUUGAAGGUCACUUAAAAUUACAUUUUUAGAAGUGCGGGUGUUACAUUUUAGACUCAGUAAUUUGCAUAUUCCUACCUAAUAUAAUAUGACCUGAAUCAUUCUGUUAAGUAUAAAAAAUACAUUUUUUGUGGUCGAAAUCUAAAAAUUCAAGAACUUGCCAUUGAUUUGCUCUGUGUCUUGUAGAUAAUUUACUGAAAUAUUAACAGAAGCAAACAGAGAAGAAAUACUACUGGACAAUGCAAUGCUGGUUAAAACACUGUAGUUUCAUCUGCUUCAGUUUCAGUUACAUUGCAGCAGUCUUCUAAUCCCCAUGAGUGAUUGAAUAUAAAUGGUUCAUUGUGUUAAUCUUUCUGAUUUUGGGGAUCGGUGUUAACAAUUUGCAGUCAGAACAAAAGACCUCAGUAAAGACCAGAUUAUAAUAACAGAAUAAUAAUCAGAAUGGUAUAGCAAGAGUAUAGUUUUAGCAAUGCUCUAAGGAUGUAAGCAUGGUAAAUGUUUGCUUGGAGUGGUCACAUGUCUUAGUAGGGCAUCAGGCGUAGGUGUUAAGCCUCUAUUUUGGAUGUGAAGAGGUCUGUGCUCAAUUUUUGCUGUUUUUAUGUCUAGGUGGUGAAAAUGUGAUUUGUCACUCUUCAGGGAGCAUCUCAAAACACAUGCUGAAGUUAUGUAACAGGUAUUGUAAACAAAGGUACUUUGGUCCUAAGUAGCUAUACUUUUCUUGAGAGAAUCUGCUCACUUUUAAUGUAUUUACUUUUCCAAUUGCAUCCUCAUUAUUAUCUCUGUAUAUGAAUAGUUUUGGUCAAAUCUCACUAUAGAGGAAAAUUGGAUUUCAGCAAACUAUGUUUAUUUUCAUUAAGAGUUUGGCUUGCAAAAGCUUGCAGAGAACUCAGAAAAGAAAUAGGCUUGUAAUUAAAGAAUAAAACUAUCAGCACCUUUCUAUCAACCUUUUUAGUCUAUCUAACCUUAGUAGUCUAAGAGUGAUCGAAACCUAGUGAUAAACUAAAGUACUGCAAAAACUACAAAAUAAAUUUCUAUAGUACUUGGGCUCCAGAUUAGUGUGUCCUGGAUUAGAAGAUAUAGUCAGGGAAUGCUCAGGGUGAAAGAAAAAUUGUUUUAAUAAAUAUAUGUCUGUAACUAAGCCUUUAUUUCCUCCUCAUCCUUUAGAGGAAUCUUCCAAGAAUAUGUCUACACUGAAGGCUCUCUAUUAACUGUUUCUUACAUAGUUGCAGGCCAGCUCAAGUAACAGUAAAAGAGGAAGAAAUUAACGAGCUUCCUUGGGCAUUUAAUUGCAUGGCCUUUCCUUGGCAUCACACAGCUCUGGCUGUGCUGCCAGCAGUGCUCAGCAUGGCUGGUUUGGAGCUGCUGGGGAUUUAUUAGCACAAGAUACAGUCACUGUAAGUAGGGCCAUGUGCCUGCACUGUUACAGUACUGCUCCAAGGCAAGAAGUGAUGGGGCCCCAAAGCAUCACUUGCUGCCACUGUCACAUCCCUCUUGUCUCAGGGGAGUGAAAUCCAGUCCUCCAGACAUGAAGCACAAAGCCACCAUGCUGACUUGCAGGCACUGGAUGGACUCAAAGCUGCACGUCACCAGCCUGCUAAUGGCAAGAUAACAACCAUGAAACGUGGCAUUUCAUGGGAAUUCAUUAUUGGUUGGGAGCCCCUCAGUAAGGUGCGAAGCAGCUUCAUUGUACUGUGACCGUCAGACCUGAACAGCAGCCUGGAUGCCUAUCUUCCAAUUAAAGUGGCACGAGGCUAGAGUACACAGCAAUGAAAUGUUCUAAGCCCUAACAGCAGCAGAAUUUGGAUUCUGUCCGUAUUGGAGGUAUAGUAAGG